UCCGGGGCGCCAGCACAGCCGGCCGCCAGCCGGGUCAGCUGCCGGGAAGCCGGCAAGAUGGUGCUUACCAGGUCGGCGCGGCCACGGGCCAGCAUCCAGAAAACGCCGGCGGAAAACUCAAGGCAGAAGAAUUCUGCAGCUAAAAGAAAUGAAGUACAUCCAGAAGGUGGAAAAGAAACUAAGUCUAAUGAUCCAAGAACUGCUGAAUCGCAGGCUCAGACCACUGAGAAACAAAGUCCAAUUCGAAAAAGUCCUCCUAGGUCCGGAAUGAGAAAGAGCAGAAAUACAAGUUCUCAACUAGAAAGGACCAAACCCUCUAUUGAAGGAGAGAUCUCUGAAGCAGAGUCCGAUUGUUCCUCUGUGUCUGAGGUUCAGGAGACAUUUUUAAGAAUAACUAGGAGAAGGCAGAUUUUAGUUGUAUGCCCCCGGACGCCUAGCGUGAGGAAAAAAGUGAAAGAUGCUCCUAUAAGUCAGUCUAAUACUGAGGAAGUCGUCUCUGAAGCAGAAUCACAUACUUCAGGUAUCUCUAGAAUUGUGACCUCCACAGUAAAAUCUACAAGGACUAGAAGAAGUAACGCCAAAUCCUUAAUAAAUCCAAGUCAGGAAUCAUAUGUGGAAGCAAUUUCUGAUGCUGAGUCAUCAUGCUCAGAUGUUUCUUCAUUUUCUGGAAUUGCAACUAGGAGAUCAACUAGGAGUAUGCAGAAAUUACAGCCUGAGGAACAAAAUACAGUACUAAGAAAUGAAAAGCCAAACAAAGAAAUACCUGUGAAUUCAAGAGAUUCAGAUACCAGACAAACAUCUCAUGAUUGUGCCUCUGAUAACAAGUUUCUCAGAAAUUCAGGGGAAAAGCUAACAGGACAAAAAUGCCAACUUCUUAUUAUGGGAGGAGGAAAAGAAGCUAAUGAUGCACCUCUUAAAGAAAUAACAAGUCAGAAUUCUAAGAUUUUAGAUAAAGAAGCCAAAGAAGUAAUAGAUGGUAAAAAAGAGAUUGUGAAGAAUUCUCAGUUAAAGAGUCAGUCUGAACUUAACAAUACUAACUUGCAACAGUUAAUUUCUCAAAGGCAUUCAACCCCCCCAGAUAGCAAAAUCACACCAGAACCCUCAAAUUCAAGCUGUACUACAAUAAUGAAGUCAUUAGCUAAAACAUUUGAAACCAAAAUGAACAGAGGGUCUGAUGAAAGAAUGACCACUGUGAAAUCAAGUGACCUGAAAGAAUUGGAUGAGCAUGGGAGUGAUGAAGAAAUGGAUGGGAGUGAGAGUGAUGAAGAAGUGGAGGAGGGUGGGAGUGAUGAAGAAAUGGAGAUGGGUAGGGGUGAUAAAGAAGUGGACGAGGGUGGGAGUGAAGAAGUGGACGAGGGUGGGAGUGAUGAAGAAGUGGACGAGGGUGGGAGUGAUGAAGAAAUGGCAGUGGGUAGGGAUGAUAAAGAAGUGGAGGAGGAUGGGAGUGAUGAAGAAGAGUGUACAAUAAUAGAUGUUGGUGAAGCCACAUAUGAAAAAAGGGAUACAGAUUUUGAGUGUGAUGCUGAGCUCCAUAAUUUGAAGUUGGACACACCUCAGAAUAAAGAUGGUUCUAUUUCAUUAGUUCUCAGCAGUGAUGAAAGCCAGCAGUCUGAAGACAGUGAGGAUGAAGAGGAUACUGUGUGUUUUGUUGACAGUUGUGGUCAGCAAGAAUCAUUAACUAGAGACUCUGAAAAUAUGUCAUGUGACAAUGCCUUAUUUGUAAUUGAUAAAACUCCUGGAUUGAGUUCUGGUAAAAAUUUUUACUUGGAUGGGGAAGACAAGGCAAGUGAGGUUGUUGCCACUGAGGAAGAAAGAGAUGAGGAAGAAAGAGAGGGGGAUGAGGAUGAAAAGAGUGAAGAAUCAUCAGACCAUGAACAAAGUAAAGAUAGUGAGUUUAGUGAUGAAGAUGACUUACUCAAUAACACAAAAUCUAAACUCCUGAAGUUGACAAGCAGCAGCAUAGACCCUGGUCUAAGUAUCAAGCAACUGGGUGGUUUAUACAUCAGUAUCAAUGCAGAUAAGCUACAGUCAAAUAAGAAAACCCUGACACAAAUUAAGGAAAAAAAGAAAGAUGAGCUUCUGCAGAAAGCUGUCAUCACACCUGAUUUUGAGAAAAACUACACUGUCCCACCAUACCGUGAAUCACAGUAUCAACUUCAGAAAAAACGCAGGAAAGAAAAACAAAAAACAGCAGGUGAUGGCUGGUUUGGCAUGAAAGCUCCAGAAUUGACAGACGAACUAAAAAAUGAUCUCAAAGCACUGAAGAUGAGAGCUAGCAUGGACCCAAAAAGGUUUUAUAAGAAAAAUGACAGGGAUGGCUUCCCCAAAUACUUCCAGAUUGGAACUAUUGCUGACAAUCCAGCUGACUUCUACCAUUCACGAAUUCCCAAGAAACAGAGGAAGAGAACUAUUGUGGAAGAGCUGUUGGCUGAUUCUGAGUUCAGAAGAUAUAACCGAAGGAAAUACUCUGAGAUCAUGGCUGAGAAAACAGCAAAUGCUGCAGGAAAGAAGUUUCGGAAGAAGAAGAAAUUUCGAAAUUAAACUUUGCCAAGCAAAAUCACAGUCUCAUCAUUAUUUAUUACUAAUUAUGUUUUUGAAGACUAAUGCCAUCACAUAAAUUAAAAUAUACCGGCCCUUUUACAUUGAAAUUUUAUUGGGGAAAAGAUGACUGAGACAGUCACAUGCCCACUGCAACAAAAAUAAGUCUGUCUACAAAAGACCCAGUCAUGCUUGGUAGACCUUUGGUUCUUCCCGUAACACUGGGGUUUGAUCGCAAGGCCUGACACAUGCAAGGCAGGUGCUCUACCACUGCACUACAUUUGGAAAAUACAAAGAUUGCUGACAUACUCAGAAAAGAAAUAUAAUCCAAGAUAUCUAAAUCUUGUGCUCAAUGUGUAAAAUGUGUUUUGUGGAGAAACUAGGCAGGAAAUGCCCUUUUUCUAGCUUCAAGUGCAGAUGUAGGUCAUUGGAGAGGUUAGGAUCCUAUUGCCAACAUAAAAAUAAUAGUCUGAAUAUUUGACAAAGCUACAACGAAGAAAAAGAUUUAAACUAUAAGACAGGCUAAGAAAGUUUGAGUUAAAUGUAGAAGCAGCAAAGGAGAUCUUUUUCUUCCUUGACAGUUGGAAUAGGAAGAAAUACAGAUUAUAUCGAGACACAGUAUUGUGUUCCAGGUGAACUACUGUUAAAUUAAUAUUUUAACUGGACCAGGAAGCAGUGCCACAGCAUAUCUAAAGUGGCACAGGUGUGCAGCUGGCUAAGCUAUUAUGGGGCACACAAGGAGUACCAGGCAUUUCUUGUUGCUUCCUCUACCCUAUAUGGUGACCCUUUCUUCCUUAAAAUUUCAAUAAUUUUAAUCUUGUGGUUCAUUUAGGAAUAAAAACAAUGUAGUAGAAGAAUUGCUGUUCAUGGGUAGAGUGAAGAAAGUAUACGUAUCUAGGCUUUUUGUGGAAAUACUUGGGGACUGGCGAUGGGGCUCAGCAGUAGGGCACUUAGGAUGAGGUAAGUGGAAAACCCUGGAUCAAUUCCUGGUAUUGCAAGAAAAAUAUUCAACACUAUUAAGUUUUGCCUCUGCUGGGUAAAUGAACCUGUUAGAAUUUUCAGAAAACACAACAGACAUUUCUUUUUUAAUUUUGUUCGGGGGCUGGGGGACACACCCAUUGGUGCUCAGGUGUCUCCUGGCUCUGCACUCAGGAAUCACUUCAGGGGACUAUGCAGGACACGGGAUCUAACCCUGGUCAGCUGCACGCAAGACCCUACUAUCACUUCAGCCCUCAGAUGUUUCUUUGGCUUCUGUUAAUAGACAAAAGUUGCCAAUUACUUCAUUUUACUCUCCACAGACAAUCAAAGACAUUUUUCUCAGGCUUAAGGCAUCUGAUUUUCAUGCUGGCUUCCAACACAUGAAUACUAGAACAGGCUGAAUAUUUUGACUCAAACCUGCAGUUGAGGCCAAUACUUGACAAAAACUAGCACGUUUUGUAGGAAACCCAGGUGAGCCACCACUUAAUUUUUCCAUAGCCACGCAAGAGCUUUCUGGAAUAAAGGCAUCAAUGGGAAAAAGAACACUACUUUACUGCCAGGUCCAGCUCUGGUUCAGAACUUCAGAGGUUCUCACAUUAUUUUCAAUAAUUAGACUUUCAUUCUGCUGGAUUCCUUUUUGUAAAAUGUGCACUUUUAGUAAGCCAGUUUAGUAGAGUAUCAAGUUAAUAUUGUAAAGGUCAGAUGAAAGUCUUAGUUCCUUUCCGUCUUUGUAUUUGUCUUGCUUUCUAAAGCAAAGCAACUCUAUUUAAAUAGGUUUUAAAUGGGGCUGGAGAGAUAGUAUAGCAGGUUGGGUGUUUGCCUUGCACACAGCUUACCAGAGUUCAAACCCCGACACCUGAUAGGGUCUGCUGAGCCCAGGCAGUGGUGAUUCCCGAGCACAGAGCCAGGAAUAAGCCUUGAGCACCACUGGGUGUGGCCCAAAACACAAAAUUCUUCAAUGACUGGUUUAUUAUUAAACUCUGCUGAAUAUUUUAGGGCUUAAUUAGGAUGCAAGAAGUACUUCAUGCCAACAGAAGAGCUAUGUAGGGGUCCAGAAGAUGACUGGAAGGGCCGGAGCAUGUGGCAUCCCGGGUUUAGAUGGUCCCAGGUAUCACCAGGUAUGGCCAAAACAAAGGAAAGCGUGACCAAUGGGUCCACAUUGACUAACCAAAAAAAGGUGUGAUGGGGGGGGGGUGGAAGACUGGUAGAAUAAGACUGGCUGAAGCAUGAAAUCACAGGUUCAUUUGUACAAAAAUCAUUGUAUAAAAAUUUGUACAUUGUAUAAAAAAAUCAUUGCACAAAAAUUUAUACAACUGGUUAUAGUAGCCAGAAAGCAGACAAAUCCAAAAGUCAUUCAGCUUACUGGAGAAUCUAAGAAGGUAUAUUUGUGCUAAUAUUAUAUUCUUCUGCAGUAAAAAAGAAUGAAGUACUGAUUCAUGCCACAAGAAUAAAUCUUGAAAAUCACGUGCCAAGUGAAAGACUUCAUCCGCAGGAUAUUUGGCAUAGUGUGUGGAGUCAUAGAGACUGUAAUCUUCCUGCUGUGGUGAGAACAGGAGCUAAAGACAAGAUAUUGGGCCCCAAGCAGAGUGGGUGUCUCCCCCCAAAAAAACUGAACAAAGCAUAGCUAAAACCUAAUGCAUAGAUAGGUCUUACCUUUAAAGACUUA
Messenger RNA from Sorex araneus (European shrew), 5182 nucleotides. It is a transcript of the gene DNTTIP2, whose product is annotated as deoxynucleotidyltransferase terminal interacting protein 2. NCBI's taxonomy places the organism in Eukaryota, Metazoa, Chordata, Mammalia, Eulipotyphla, Soricidae. The record is from RefSeq and is a predicted model, not a curated record. The transcript is spliced from 7 exons. Bases 58 to 2541 code for a protein of 827 amino acids. Gene Ontology annotation, cellular component: nucleolus. Gene Ontology annotation, biological process: RNA processing. Gene Ontology annotation, molecular function: RNA binding.